Messenger RNA from Drosophila ficusphila, 597 nucleotides. RefSeq lists its product as uncharacterized. The transcript has 3 exons. Lineage: Eukaryota; Metazoa; Arthropoda; Insecta; Diptera; Drosophilidae. Bases 70 to 522 code for a protein of 150 amino acids. The record is from RefSeq and is a predicted model, not a curated record.
CUUUAGUUGAAUACAAAAAGGUGACUAAAAACGUUGUUUUACCGUGUUAAGAAAUUAAUAUAAGCCAAAAUGAAUACAAAAGUUUUAAUAGCCAGUUUGCUGGUUGCCUUUGUCUGUGUGCAAUUCGUUGAUUCUCUGGUGUGUUACACCUGUGUCACCCCAAAUGAUUGCAAGAAGCCCAAGAAGGUUACAUGCACCAAUGCUGCUGCCAAUGAGACGAGUAACUAUUUAAGGGUUUACCACCAGAAUGUCCAGAAUUUUACCAGCACGCGAUUCGACUGCCUGGCUCUUCAGUACAAAUACAACAACAAUGUGGUCAGUCAACUGCAUGGCUGCGUUCAUCCAAAUGUUUAUCCCUGCAGCUUGUCCCUCCAGCCGGCUUUUAGCCAUUUUAAUAAGACACGUUGCCUAACCUGUUCCGGUGAUAAGUGCAACAAAAGUCCUGCUGGGAAAAUGAGCAGCAGCACCUUCACCAUUGCUGCAAGUGUUUUGGGUCUCUUGCUGGUCAAGAUCUUGGCCUAAAAUAAGACUAUUUAUAAAGAUGAGCUCAACACCACAGUGGAAAAUAUUUCGUAAUAAAUUAUUUUUUUUGUUAAA